GGGCGGCUGCAGAGCGAGCCGGCUCCGGAGCGAGCGCACGCGGCGCACGGGACGCCCCCUCCCCGUCGCCGUCGCCGGUGACGGUGCCGGUGCCGGUGCGCUGCUGCCACCACCGCGGGUCGUCGCACCCUCUUCCUCUUCUUCCUGCCGCCGCCACCUCGUCCACCUCUGCCGUCCCGCAGGACAGGCGGUGCUCGGGCCCCCUCACCCCGCCCCCUCUCCGGGGGAAGCCCUGGCCCUGCGGGCCGGGGGAUGGAGCUGGGGCGCGCGGGGAGGAGGCGGCUGCUUCCCGCGGGCCACUGAGCGGCCAUGAAGACCCUCAUCGCCGCCUACUCUGGGGUCCUGCGAGGCACUGGCUCUAGCAUCCUCUCUGCACUGCAGGACCUGUUCUCCAUCCCCUGGCUAAACAAAUCUAAGGUCGAGAAACAGCUUCAGGUCAUCUCUGUGCUACAAUGGGUCCUUUCCUUCCUUGUCUUGGGAAUUACAUGCAGCCUCAUCUUCAUGUAUAUAUUCUGCACAGACUGUUGGCUGAUUUCAGUACUGUAUUUCACGUGGCUGAUCUUUGACUGGAACACCCCAAAGAAAGGUGGCAGGAGAUCAAAGUGGGUGAGAAAUUGGGCUGUAUGGCGGUAUUUCCGAGAUUAUUUUCCCAUCCGGCUGGUGAAGACUCACAACUUGCUGACAACCCGGAAUUACAUCUUUGGGUAUCACCCCCAUGGUAUCAUGGGCCUGGGGGCCUUCUGCAACUUCAGCACUGAGGCCACAGAGGUUGGAAAGAAAUUUCCUGGGAUCCGGCCUUAUCUGGCAACUUUAGCUGGGAACUUCAGGGUCCCUGUGUUAAGAGAAUAUUUAAUGUCUGGAGGUAUCUGCCCUGUCAACCGUGACACCAUCGACUAUCUGCUUUCCAAGAAUGGGAGCGGCAAUGCAAUCAUCAUCGUGGUGGGGGGUGCUGCCGAGUCCCUGAAUUCCACACCAGGAAAGAAUGCUGUCACUCUGAAGAACCGGAAAGGCUUUGUGAAGCUAGCCCUGAGACACGGGGCUGACUUGGUUCCCAUCUAUUCCUUUGGGGAGAAUGAGGUUUACAAACAAAUAAUCUUUGAAGAAGGUUCAUGGGGCCGAUGGGUCCAGAAGAAGUUCCAGAAAUACAUUGGCUUUGCUCCCUGCCUUUUCCAUGGUCGGGGCUUCUUCUCCUCCAAUACUUGGGGCCUAGUGCCGUACUCUAAACCCAUCACUACAGUUGUGGGCGAGCCCAUCACUAUCCCCAAACUUGAGCACCCAAGCCAGAAGGACAUCGACCUAUACCAUGGCAUGUACAUGGAGUCCCUGGUGAAACUCUUUGACAAGCACAAAACUAAGUUUGGUCUUCCUGAGACAGAAGUUCUGGAAGUGAACUGAGUGGACUGGGCUGGUGGCAGGCAGCCAGCGGCCUCCCCCUUGGGGGAAGAGUCAGUCUCAAAUCAUUUUUCUACCAAGUUCUCAAGUGCUUUUUGUUCUGUAAAUUUGGAAGCCUCAUGGGUGUCUGUGGGUUAUUUUAAAAAAAUUAUAAUAACAAAAUAAUAAUUUUGUUAAAAUAUUACAAUGUUAGGUCUUUUUUAAGGGAAAAAAAGUGAAUGUAUCCAAACUCUCUUGCUUCUAGUCCAUCCCACUCUUAAGAGCUGAUUUUUUUCUGGCUUCUCCCCACAUUUCUCAACCUGAUCUCUCGUUCCAUAAUCAAAAACCAAAAAAAGCUACCUUCCUAUAUUUAAUUGACGAUUUAAUUGACCUUCCUAAUAAUGACGAGGAGACCAGGAAUGUAUUUGAAAGCAUCCUGCAUGUGAAGUUAGAGGAAGCUGGAUUCAAAUCCAAGCUCUGCAAUAUACUUCCUGUCUUAUCUUCCUCAUCUAUUAAAAUGUUGGGGUUAGACCAGAUAAGAUCUAGCAUCAUUCCUAGCCUGAGGAUCUUAUAAUCCUGUAAGCUUCACUGGAGACCCUAGAGAAACAAUUUUGCAGUUCCACCACAUUCUUUUUGCCCUGUCCCCAGCCCUAGUGGAUUCACAUUAAUGUGGACUUGUCUCCCAACAACAUGACAGUCCCAACUAAGGAUGAGAUAGUAGUAGGGACUGUCAUGUUGUUGGGGGACAAGUCCACGUGAAAGUGAUGACCCUCUAAUGCUAUUGAGCUGCCACUGACCCUGACCUAUAUUAAACAAGUGGGGUGGCCCUUUGUGUAAUUUCAUUCAACAGAGAACUACCUUUCCAAGCUAGAGAUGGUAACGUGUAAAUGAGGAAGUCACUGAUGUUUUAUCUCCCCUUGUUGGUUUAGGGGAGUGGGACUGGAAGGGGCCUGAAAACUACCAUUUACUUUUUGAGAUUUUUUGCAUAGUCCCCAACUUCCCUCCACCUUCAACUCUUUCUCUCACACAUAGACUUGUGGGAACAUAGCCCAUUGAUGCUAUCCUCCCUCCUUCCCACCCCACAUUCCCUUUUGUUAAAUAUUUCUCUUUCAACUCUGGAUGUCACAGGUAACCGGGCCUGGCAUGAAAUGCUCCUAACUUACGGCAUGGGUGACCCUGGCCUUAUCAUUCCACAGAUUUAGGCCUCAGUUUCCACUUCAUUAAGCAGAAGAUGGGAACAGAAAUACAAUACUGGGGCUUGUGGGCUCCUUCUUGGCUGGGGAAAUGCAGGUCAGCUUUCAUAACAGGAGAAUGACCUGUGUGGCCUGAGUGAAAUGAGGCUCCAUACAGAACCAACCCCUGGGCCCAAGCCAUACCUUUGAUAACAGCUAAAAGUUUAUGAAAGGAAGAGUUUGACCUCAGAGUGUUCCUUCAUCCAGGGCCUGACAAGUGGUGCCGCUUACCUGAAGGCCAAACCUCACAUAUAUGUCAUUAGCUAUAUGCGUGACCUUGGGCAAGUCACCUCCCUUGGGCCUCAUUUUCCUGCUAUAUAAUGAGGUCUAUGGAUUAUUUAACCUCUAAGUUCUCUUCCAGUGUCAAUCCAUAUGAUCCUCUCAUCUAUGUGCCUUUGCAGAGCAGGGGGACCAGAAAUGCCUUCUCAUAUCCCAGCAUCUUAUGGCAAAAUGAGCCUGUAUGUAUAUGUUCUCUCUUCAUAUUUCUCAAAUCAUUGUGCCAUAUCAAAACUUUUGUACAAAUUUAUAAAAAUAAACUUUAUUUGGGACUUGUA
Trichosurus vulpecula (common brushtail) is the source of this 3157-nucleotide messenger RNA. RefSeq names its product diacylglycerol O-acyltransferase 2 (gene DGAT2). Gene Ontology annotation, biological process: triglyceride biosynthetic process. The transcript is spliced from 8 exons. Gene Ontology annotation, cellular component: endoplasmic reticulum membrane. The record is from RefSeq and is a predicted model, not a curated record. Lineage: Eukaryota; Metazoa; Chordata; Mammalia; Diprotodontia; Phalangeridae. Gene Ontology annotation, molecular function: diacylglycerol O-acyltransferase activity. Bases 310 to 1395 code for a protein of 361 amino acids.